AUGACCAAAAGGGAAGUUAAGUUGAAGGUAAACGUGGAAGGAAUAGUAAAAGCCUGCCAGUCCAGUGAAGUUAAAUCAAUGUUUCGAUCAAAGUUUCCAUCAGAAAGAUUUUUUCCUAUGCUUAAGAAGAUACUUGACAAAAACCUAGAAAUAGAAGGUGAGUACAGUGAGGAAGAAAAAGAGGACAUCCUAAAUAUAGUUAAGACUAGAAUAUAUGAUUGCUCUGUAUACCAUUUUUCUGCGCUAGAUACAGAUAACUUGUAUUAUGCAUUGGAGAAGGAGAAUAAUGAUGACUUUAUUAAGGAAAAAGCUAUUGCUUUAAUCAAUAGCAUUAUAGGACAGAAUCCAGCUAUAUACAAUCCAGAGCAUGGCGUUUGUAGAAAGAAUAACUCUGCAGAUGCUGUCGGUGACGAUCUAAGCCCUAUAACAUGCACACUGGAGAUUGAUGAUGCAAAGUUCUCAAACUUGAAGGGCAUGCUUCAUUUCACCUCAGAGAUCUUAGACCGAAAGCUUUUAUGUUCUAUGUCUUUUGGGUGCUCAUUGAUGGAUGACUUAAAAGUUUAUCUAUCGGGAAAAACAUACUACACUCUAGACGAGCUGUAUACUAGUAUGUAUAAAAAUACUGAUAUACCGCUGGUAGACUAUGGACUGAAGCUUCUUUUUAACAAAUAUCAAGAAAUGGAGAACAUAAUUAAGGAGAAUAAAACAGAAGGAGCUGAUGCUGAAAAUAAGCAGAAGAUAGUUAAAGAAAUUAGUAAUUUGUUUAUCUCAGAAGAUCUAGAGAUAGUUCUUUCUAUUAUAGAUAACUCUAGGAAUAUUCACUAUGAGAAAAACGCACGAGACUACAUGACCCAAGCAUUGGAAUACUUGGCAAAUGACACUGCAUUCUUGAAGGAAACAGAUGACGGGCCAAACAUUCUAAGGCUAAAAACAGACUUAACUAACUUUUAUGAAGAUUACGUGGUGAAUAAGGAUAAGAAUCUAAAGAAACUCGUAGAUAAAAGGAAAGAUAAAUCUAGUAAAGAAGUAGAAGCUAAUCCAAAAAAUGCUACGUAUCUAUUAAAAUAUAAUGGAAGAAAAGAACUAAUACAGGAUUAUACCAAUGCAAGAUUUUAUCACAAUCAAAGAUUCUUAACCAGAUUAAGUCCGGUUCAGCAGCAAUACUUGCUCAAGAAGAUAAAAGAACUUGCAAACAUACUGAACGUACAAGUGAUAGUAGCAGAUGAGGCAGAAGCAGCAGAAAAAAUGGAAGUGGAUGAGCCAGUUGAGCAGCACCAGACACUUGACAUGUCAGGUGAAACAGAGCCUAGCUCAGCGGGUGCAUCAGCCCGGACAAGCAGUCUUGGAAAAUUAUUAGUUGGCAGUCUUCUUUUACUUGGAUCAACGGCAUAUACUAGCCAUCGUUACUCAAAGAGCAAGUCAACAACUGCUGCAAACAGUGACAGCGAUAAUUUAUAUCAUGUCAUGGACAGCAGCUAA
Molecule: messenger RNA, 1479 nt
Organism: Nematocida minor
Lineage: Eukaryota; Fungi; Microsporidia
Exons: 1
Coding region: 1-1479 (492 amino acids)
Source: RefSeq, a predicted model, not a curated record